Eimeria necatrix is the source of this 2079-nucleotide messenger RNA. RefSeq names its product WD domain, G-beta repeat-containing protein, putative. The record is from RefSeq and is a predicted model, not a curated record. Lineage: Eukaryota; Apicomplexa; Conoidasida; Eucoccidiorida; Eimeriidae. The transcript has a single exon. The coding region runs from base 1 to 2079 and encodes 692 amino acids. Gene Ontology annotation, molecular function: protein binding.
AUGCGCAGCAGCAAGGAGGAGAACCCAGCUGCAGCAGCAGCAGCAGCAGCAGCAGCAGCAGGCAGCUUUCCCCCAGCCCCAGCUGGGUGUCGCUGGAUGACGGAGGGGCCCAAUGGGGAACUUAUAGAUCUGCAGCAGCAGCAGCAGCAGCAGCAGCAGCAAAUGCAGGAGCUGCCGGACGAUGUCUCGUCUGAGGAUGAUGCAGAAGCAGCAGCAGCAGCAACAGCAGCAGCAGACAGUGAAAGUCCCCACAAGGAGCUGCUGCUGCACCCGCAGCUGCUGGAGAGCCGCAAGCGGUGGCUGCUGGCUUCUUGCGAAGCAGCAGGAGACACCGUCUGCGCCAUUGCUGCUAACACGCAGCAGCAGCAGCAGCAGCAGCAGCAGCAGGAGCAGCAGCAGCAGCAGCAGCAAAAGCUGCAGGCGCCGCCCUUUCUGGCAGUGGGGGCGUCGGACGAUAUGUGUCGGCUGUACGACUUGUCUGCUCUCGCCCCGCCGCCCCCUGCAGCAGCAGCAGCAGCAGCAGCAGCAGCAGGAGCAGCAGCAGCAGCAGAGCCGGAGGAGCAGCACCUUGCUGCUGCAGUGACGCUGCGGGAAGCAGGAGACUCUGUGUCUUGUGUCUCCUUUUCUGCGGACGGUUUGCUGCUGGCCUGCGGCUCCUUCGACGGCAGCGUGCGCGUCUACAGCACCCCCGCAGCAGCAGCAGCAGCAGCAGCAGCAGCAGCAGCAGCAGCAGCGGGGAAGGGGGCCCUGCUGCAGGAGCUGAGGGGCCCCUGCGAAGGAAUUGCUGCUGUUGCUUUUCACCCCAAAGGCUACGCGCUGCUGGCAGCUUCUGAAGACAGAACAGCUUGGGUGUGGCUGCUGCCUCCUUCCUGGGGCACAGCAGCAGCAGCAGCAGCAGCAGCAGCAGCAGCAGCAGCAGCAGCGGGGGGGGGCACGCCGGCGGGGGUGAAGCCGGCAGUGACGCUGGCGGUGUUUGCUGCUCCUGCGCCUUUGACUUGCUGCUGCUUCAGCAGCAGCAGCAGCAACUGCAUAGUGGCUGGGGUUUCGGGGACUGUCUCCGUUUUUGCUGCUAAGGACGGCGCUGCUGCUGCUGCUUUCCAGCACCCAGCAGCAGCAGCAGCAGCAGCAGCACAGGCGCCCGCCCCCCGCAGCAGCAGCAGCAGCAGCAGCAUGGAGCUCGACGCGGGGCCUGCUGCAGCAAGCUGCUUAGCUGUAGAUACACCCCACGGCUGCUGCUUUGUGGGGUUUGAAGAUGGCCAUCUUUUGGCUUUCCACGAGGAGACAGCAAAGUUGCUGCUGCUGCUGCAGGGCCACGCAGCAGCAGUGGAGGUCUUGCUGCCGGUGCCGCCUUCCCACGGCCUCGCUGCUGCUGCUGCUGCUGCUGCUGCGGGGCCCCACAGGGGGGCCCCCCGGGGGGCCCCCGGGGCCCCCGCGGGGCCCCAGGGGCCCCUGGGGGCCCUCUUCUUCUCCGCGGGUUUGGAUGGAAAAGUUAAGCUCUGGAGUCUCAGCAAAAAGGCCCCGAGGCUGGUCAUUGACUGUACGUACACCCCAGUGCCUGCAGCAGUUCCCUGCAGCAGCAGCAGCAGCAGCAGCAGCAGCAGCAGCAGCAGCAGCGGCGGCGGCGGGGAGGGGGGGGAUACGGAGGGCGUUGUGCGGCUGCUGCUGCACCCGCAGCAGCAGCUGCUGCUCGUGGGCACUUCUUAUGGGCUCAUGAAGGCGUACGACUGCAGCAGCAGCAGCAGAUUCAGCAGCAGCAGCAGCAGCAGCAGCAGCAGCGGCUGCCUGGACGUCUGGACUGCCCACCCAACGGCUGUCAUGGACCUGCAGCAAAUCUGCUGCGGCAGCAGCAGCAGCAGCAGCAGCAGCAGCAGCAGCAGCAGCAGCAGCAGGGACUGGAUAGUGGCUUCGGGCGACUCCGACGGGGGGGUUUACAUUUGGGCCAUAGACCCUAAAGCUCUCCUCAGGGGGCCCCAGGGGCCCCUCCUAAACCCUCAGGGGCCCCCACUAAACCCUCAGGGGCCCCCACUAAACCCUCAGGGGCCCCCACUAAACCCUCAGGGGCCCCUUCUAAACCCUUAG